AUGGGUGUCAUCACUCUCGCGAGUGGGCCAAGACCUCCAAGAGGGAGCUGUUCAGAGGAGACCGACUCAGAGGAGAAGAGGCUGGCUGUGGCUGAGGGCGGCCAGUCACGUUGUUCGGCCAGCAAGAACGGGGGGUCCACUCGCUCCGUCACAGCGCUCUUGGCGCCAGAAGUUAUUCUUGGUUUGAUUCAGACAGAGAAGAUGUCGUCGCAGGACUACUACGGUCAACAACAACCUCACUACGGUGGGGGAUAUCCCAACCAGCCUCCUCAAGCUCACCCUCCCCAAGGCGGCUACUACCCUCCUCAACAGCCCGGUUACGGACCUCCUCAGGGCUACCCUCCCCAAGGCUACCAACAACCCCCUCCACCACAACAGUACCAACAAGAGCAGCGCGGAGGUCGGGACCACGGCUGUCUAGGCGCUUGUCUUGCCACACUGUGUUGCUGCUUCCUGUGCGAGGAGAGCUGUGAAUGCUGUUUCGAUUGCAUUGAGUGCUGCGAGGGAUGUUAA
This is a messenger RNA of Talaromyces marneffei, 513 nucleotides long. RefSeq lists its product as uncharacterized. The record is from RefSeq and is a predicted model, not a curated record. The transcript has 5 exons. NCBI's taxonomy places the organism in Eukaryota, Fungi, Ascomycota, Eurotiomycetes, Eurotiales, Trichocomaceae. Bases 1 to 513 code for a protein of 170 amino acids.